AGUAAGAUUUUAUUUUUCCCCUUUAAAUGUAUUCCUAGGCCAUGUCGCCCAAACAUUUCUGGACAUAUUUGCGUUGAACUAGCGAUAGCAAUGUCCAGAAAAGGACCGUGUUGACAUUUUUAUGCUAACAUUUCAUUGUCAGCGAUUGCGUUGCCAUCAGGGCGCAGGAGAAGGAACGCUGGUUGAACCAUCUGAGAGAGAUGAGGGACGAAAACGACUCCCUGUUAAAACUGCUCACGGAAAAGGACUUGGAAAUCAAACAGAUGAAGAAGAAACUGGACAGCGAGCGACUGCUGGCCAUGGCGGGUAUGCGUGUCACUCGUAUCAUAAUUUUGCAUCCGAACGCACAACAAAACGUCACGUUUCAGGCGCGGCGGGCGUUGCGGGCGACGCGGCCGCCGUCAAGAUCGUGGAGCUGUCCAAGAAGAACCGGGAGUUGACGUCCGAAGUGGAGCGAGAGAAGUCCAAAUCCAAGCAGAACGUCAACCGGGUCAAGGAGCUCGAGAAACAGCUGCAGGCUGUGCUAAUCUCACAAAAGAGUGACGUCAACACGCAGAAGCAAAACUCAGCGAAAGACUGCGGGGACCACCCGGCGGUGAAGUCCUUGAAGGACAAAUUAUCCGCCGCCCAGCUCAAAGUCACCGAGCACCGCAACCAGGUCCAGUUUCUGAAGCAAGAGUUGAAAGUGGCUCAGAAGGUUCUGACGAGCGAAGUCGGCGAGGACGCCAACAUUCAGCAGUUACUGAGCGGCGCGGGCAGCUUCCGGGGACGCGCGCAGCAGAUACUGGCGCUACAGUCCAGGGUGCGCGACCUCGAGCAGCAGCUGAAAAAGGCCAACGCUCAAGCGUCCAGCGUGCACAGCGGCGAAGAAGAACCUUGCAAAAUCACAACUCAGGGCAGGAACGUCAGCUUCAUCCGGACAAUGGAAAAGGAGAAGAAGGAAGCCUUUGAGAGGAUCUCGGCCCACUACGAAGCCCUCCAGAAGGAGCACGACGACACCAAGAAGAAGCUGGAAGCCUCCAAGGCCAGAAUAAAGUGUUUGUCCGAGGAGAAGGCCGCUCAGAUAUCCGCCGCGCUGAUUAAAAGUAAACAUGACGACGAGCUGGUGCAAGCGCUGCUGAAGGAGAAGGCCCAGAUGCAGGAGAUGCUGACUCAGCUCACCAAACAAGUGGAGGCGCAGAAGGCGCCGGCCCGGCCCGAUCCGGCCGCGUUGCUGAGCGGCGAGCUCUCCGUGCAGAACACGCUCAUCCAGAACUUGUACCAAGUGGUCGCCGACAAAGAGGAGACCAUCAAGCAGUUGGAGCAAGAAAUACAGCAGCUCUCACUCAAGGAUGUGGAAAGCCAGGCCAGGGUCGGCGUUUCUGCACUUCGUCCUGAAGAGGGCGCCAUUGACAAGAAAAUGUCUCCGCGUUCCGCCUUCGCCGUUAACGGGCCGUGGUAUUUGUAGACGCUUUUCAUCAACGCCAGAAUCUCCGCGGGCGACGACCGUGACCGAGUGCGGACCGCGUGAGCCGAAAUAAAGUGUCCCCGUCCCGUUACAAUGGCGAGUUUAUCGAAGACGAGCCGGAGUGCGACGGCAAUCGGACAGCCGGAGCGCGGCCUUUCCCUCCUCGUAUUUCUUCUCCCGAGGCCGAAACGUCGCGAGUACGGCGGGUGAGUCGCCCUCGUCGCGCUUUUCGCAUGACACGCCACGCAGGAGACGCCGACGUCGCCGAAGAGCUCCCGGCUCGGACGCCGACGAGACGCGAUGGGCCGAGCGUGGCCGGCCCCCUCGGCUCGCGUCGUUACCUCCUCGCUUCGGACGUUCGCCGAAUCAGCGUCUCGCCCCGCGACCUUCAUCGGGCCGCUUUUGUUAGCCCUCGCCAGGUCGAUUGUGAUUGUUCCUUCCUUAGCAGGUUUCUGUGCAAACACUUCGAUUGCAAAGCGGACUCAUCAGUCCCCGUUGAAAAAAAAAAUAUAUAUAUAUAUAUAAUUUUUCAACCACAAGGGUAAAUGUAAAAAGAGUGUGGUUUUGUUUCCAUGGCAACAGUGCUUCCAGAACUGAUAAGGCACCAAAAAAAAGGAUUAAGAUCUACACAAACAUUCCAAAGGUUUUUUUUUUUUACAUAAAUUAAAGCCCGUGUUUUUUUGAAGGGAAGAAAAAAAAAGUUGACAAGACAAGAAUGUGAAAGUUUUACGGUUUUAAAUGCUGAAAAAAAAAAGUGGAAAAGUAGAGGGAGGCAGACAUAAACGAGGUUUUACAACCCCGUUUUAGUCUUCAGCAAUCUGAAGUUGACGGCGCAAGCUAACGGAGUGAAUGUCGACAUCUGCGGGAUGAGGGAUGGACCUUUCCGACCUGUCAAUCACUCGUACGACAAUAGCCAAUCAGAUAACCGCAAUGUCUUAACACCUGGCUCGACACGCCCCUGCCGCCAUGUUGUCCCCCAAGCAAUCGUGGCUGUCAGUAGCGGGCGCUUGGAAAAGUUAAUGUUUCGAAGAAAAUGGUCCUCAGAUGCGCUUGGGGAACGUCCAAUCCUGACGAAGUGUCUACAAUGGAUUAAGGCUCGCGGAAGAGCGCACGUACGACUAAAUGUGGACAAUAUCAACACAAAUAAGGCUGUAAGUUUGAAGGUUAAGUGAGAGAGACGUAUCUUCUGACUUCUAAAGACUACAAUAUUACUUCUGAUCUUUCCAAGUAAAAAAACACUCACCCUGCUUUCCAUGCGCAGUACGAUUCCACCAUUUUAUCCUGUUGGAUUUCAAUAUGACGUUUGAGGCAUCAAACUUUCGCAUCGAUCGCCAACGCUUCACUGGAACUGACAUUGCGUCCUGCUCCGUCCAAAAUCUUAAUUCCGUGUACGUAUCCUUGCAGGAAAUAGUUGAGACCUCUCUGUCGAACUCCCUUGGACAAGUCUGACGCAUUUGGCGAAAAAAAACAUACCGCAAUAUUAUCUGGAAUACGCGAUAGAGAAUCCACUUCAAACCUGUUCUGUUCAGUCGCCAUUUUGGAAGCUUGUGGGACGUGGCUGAGGGGGCGGAGCUUAAGAUCGGUCAUCGGAAAGGUCGAUUCAAACCCAGAACCUUGUGACUUGGACGCCGGUGCAAUCACAUUCCUAUAAAAUCAAUGUAACAACUUUGUUCUUUUUGUUUGGGGGUGGGGGAGGAGGGGUUGAAGUGGGACAUAUUUGUCUAUGAAUGAUGCAGAUAAGUCUAACUAUUGAAAAGGUGAAACCUUGUGAAUUAUUUUAUCCAAUUUACAUAUCACAUACUCAUCUUGUGAUUUUUUUUUUUGUACUUGUG
Molecule: messenger RNA, 3279 nt
Organism: Syngnathoides biaculeatus (alligator pipefish)
Lineage: Eukaryota; Metazoa; Chordata; Actinopteri; Syngnathiformes; Syngnathidae
Product: coiled-coil domain-containing protein 13-like
Exons: 9
Coding region: 122-1447 (441 amino acids)
Biological process (GO): cytoplasmic microtubule organization; non-motile cilium assembly
Cellular component (GO): centriolar satellite
Source: RefSeq, a predicted model, not a curated record